Molecule: messenger RNA, 1796 nt
Organism: Owenia fusiformis
Lineage: Eukaryota; Metazoa; Annelida; Polychaeta; Sabellida; Oweniidae
Source: the annotation of a GenBank genome assembly
AUGUCAAUAAUCUGCAAAAGGCUUAUUGCAUUGGUUUUGUGCUGUUGAUCUUUUUUCCAAUUUUAUUGUACUUCCGGUACAGCGCACUAAUUUAAAGUUUCUCAUUUUCACUUUAGUCUGUUUUUCCGCAUAAUCACGCUAUUCAGGCGUCAAAGUUCCACUUUCCUAAAAUAUUGAAUCACAUUCCACAGAAUCUUGUGUAUAAAAUUAAAUUUAAUGAACAAUGAAAGAGAAAUAUAUUUAAUUCGGAUGUGUAGAAAAAUAGUGUUGUUCGGUCAGCAUGGAGAAGAAUAAUACUUGUCCUAAGCCGAAACCAGAGCGGGAUUCAUUGUCCAAAGAGGAACUCCAGUGUCGCGUGACACAGCUAGAAGCACAUGUUGCACAGCUGAAAAAUAUCAUUAAGAAGCAGCAUGAGGACAAAACACGUACAACACCAUCAAAGAGGAAACAAAGAGAGUUUGACUUUACAAAAUGUAGCAAGAGGCAUGUCCUCCUGAAGAUAUUGUAUGUAGGGUGGGACUAUCAUGGUUUUGCAGUGCAGGAUGAAAUUCCAAAGACCAUAGAAUCAGCAUUGUUUGAUGCUUUAAACAAAACAAGGUUAAUCGAAAACAGGGAAACAUCUAAUUAUCACAGGUGUGGAAGGACAGAUAAAGGAGUCAGUGCAUUUAGUCAGGUUAUAUCUAUUGAUCUGAGGAGUAAUCUAUCAGAAGGUCCAGGUGUUAUAGUGCCAGAGGGUCACAAUGUUAGCAACAAAAAAGGCAACGGGAAGGAAGAGAUCCAAUAUAUGAAAAUCCUGAACAAGGUACUUCCACCAGAAAUUAGAGUUUUAGCCUGGAGUCCUGUGGAACCAGACUUCAGUGCAAGAUUUGACUGUAAAGAGAGGACAUACAAAUAUUUCUUUCCAAGAGGGGACAUGGAUAUCGAGAUAAUGCGGGUGGCUGGUCAAAAACUGGUGGGUACCCAUGAUUUCAGAAACCUCUGCAAGAUGGAUGUCGGAAAUGGAGUUGUUACUUUCAUGCGCCGUAUCAUGAGCGUUAACAUAGAAGAGGAGGAUCCCAGCCCCACCAGAUUGGAUGGCUAUCGGAUGUGUACAUUAACAGUCGUUGGCCAGGCUUUCCUGUGGCACCAGAUCCGUUGCAUUGUAGCAGUGCUGGCCCUCAUAGGUCAAGGUAAAGAGAAAGCAGAGGUGGUAGAUGAGUUAUUAGAUGUAGAGAACAACCCACGUAAACCUCAAUACACUAUGGCUCUUGAGCUUCCAUUGAACUUGUAUGAAUGUCAGUAUGAAGAUGUCACGUGGCACUAUGAUCACAUAUCACAUGGUGACACCUUAAAACAUCUUCAGAAUCUCUGGGCAACCCAUGCAAUCAAGACCACCAUGAUAAAAAAUAUGCUUGAUGACCUUGCUAAAGUACCAGUGGCACUAAAAGAUGGCACUGAACUAGAGCCUGUUACUGUUAAGUGCCAAUCAGACUGCCUUCUACCUGGAAACAAACCUAGAACAUACCAACCACUACUAACCAGGCACACAUGUGAGAGCUUAGAGGAGAGGAUCGAGUAUUAUGCAAAACGAAGGAAACUAAACACUUCCUCCACACCAGAGACUAUAGAGGAUAAAACCUGAGAAAAUGAAAUAUGUUGAUUAAUAAACUGAGAAUUGUUUGAAAAGCUACCAAGAUGAGACUGAAGCAAUUGUGAAAACAAGUUAUGUUAUGAUUGGACUAUAGUAGUAUUGUGAACUUUGUGUCAAGUAUGCUGAUUGCAUUUUUGUACAUGUUGCCAAAGAAAUACAAUUGUAU